Clunio marinus is the source of this 7728-nucleotide messenger RNA. The record is from the annotation of a GenBank genome assembly. NCBI's taxonomy places the organism in Eukaryota, Metazoa, Arthropoda, Insecta, Diptera, Chironomidae.
AGUCGAAAACAAAUACGAGUGCUUAAAGUGUGUGUGUGGAAAUAUCCAAUAUCAGCCGAUAUAUCCGGCUAAUCCUUUUUGAUAAAAAUUUGUUUGAGGCAGAAGAAAAAAUGGGAAAAUUGCUUAAAAAGUAUACAAAUUCCCAUAAAAAUGUGCUUAUUGUUAAAAGUUUGAUAUUGAAAUGAUGCGAUAAACAAUUUAAAUUACGCCCUUAAUUAUAAUUCAAACAAAUCAUAGCAUAAAAUAUUUCCUUGCACCAUAUCAAUUUAUCGUUUUGACAGGGGAAACUUUUUUCAUCCAUCCUUGAGAAAAAGAUAACUCUUAAGGAUUACAUUGAGUGAGAUGAAACUAUUCAAUAUUGCAGUUGUGGGGUUGAGUGGAGUAGAGAAAGAUAAGGGACAAGCUGGAGUUGGAAAAUCAUGUUUAUGCAAUCGUUUUGUUCGUCCAUUGACCGAUAGCUAUGAAAUUGAUCAUAUUUCAGUAUUGAGUCAGUCUGAUUUUAGUGGUCGCGUUGUAAACAAUGAUCAUUUCCUUUAUUGGGGUGAAGUCAGAAAGACUUCAGAGGAGGGUGUCGAUUAUUCGUUCCAAGUCAUUGAACAGACAGAAUUCGUUGAUGAUGCGACUUUUCAACCAUUUAAAGUUGGAAAGAUGGAGCCAUACAUUAAACGUUGUGCUGCACUUCGUGUAGCUUCAGCUGAAAAGCUCGUUUAUAUUUGUAAAAGUCAAUUAGGUAUUGAGCACGAGUAUGAGCAAAUUGUAUUGCCAGAUGGUCGACUCGCUAUCGAUGGUUAUGUUUGUGUCUUCGAUGUGAGUUCCGUGCCUAAUCGUCCUGUAGAGAAGCAAGCUGACUUCGUCAUGAAUAUUAUAAAUAAUUUGUUAAAGAAUAAGAAGCCAAUAGUUCUUGUUACAACGAAAAAUGACGACGCCAACGAGUCAUAUGUUCGUGAAGCUGAGAAAAUAAUACAACGAAAGGACUUCAAAGGUCAGAUCGUAAUGGUUGAGACAUCAGCUCAUGAAGCUAUCAAUGUUGAUCUUGCUUUUAUUGUGCUUGCUCAAAUGAUUGACAAAACUAAGAAUCGAUCAAAAAUUGUCUCAUAUAAUGAUGCGGCGCGACAAAGAAAGGAACUUCUUGAUACAAGUACCGAAUUUGUGACGAGAUUAAUUCGCCAACAAAUAACCGAUCAUCGUGCAAUUUGGACAACGUCAGGAAAGAAACUUGCACAACAUAAAGAGUGGCAAGAUUUCAUAGAAUUAUUUGGCCAAGAUGCAGGCUUGAGAAUCUUUCGAAGGCAUUUGAAGAAACUUCGUGAAGAUUAUCAGAAUAAGAAACUUCAAAGAUAUCUGAAUUCAUUCAUUUUAGUGCUUCAUGAGAUCUUCCCUGACCUCAAUUCGCUAAACAUCGACCCGAACUUAGAUUGGGAGAAGAUUCAACUUUAUUUACGCAAUCACAUCGAUUUCGAUCAAUUUUUCUUCGAUAGCACACAACAGAAUGUCUCUUGGAUGGAUUUAAGUGAUUUUAGUGACAUGGAAGAAGAGAAUCGAAUUCCUUUCGAUGUCAUUGACACAACAGAAGCUGAAACCGUCUUUAAAAAUCAUUUGAAUAAACUUCAACAAGAACAGAAGAGAUUAGAGAUGCCAAAAAGAUGGAAGAAGCAAUUUAAGAAGCUACUCGAAGAAACUGGAUAUGUAACACCUGGAAAGCAACUAUCAGAAGUUCGUGUUUUCUUUCUUGGUCGUGAAUGUUUUGAAGCAUUAUCAGAGCAUGAUUGCCAACAGAUUUAUGAUAAUCAUCAGAGAGAAUUGAUUGAAAGUGCGAAACAUAACUUUCAAGAACUUUUAUUGGAACAUGCUGAACUAUUUUAUCAUUUUAAGACGAUUGAACCAACGGGAACAAUUACGCAAAAUGAUAUAAAAGAAAUCACUGAUAAUCUUCAAGAAGACUUUCGUUAUAAAAUGUUGGAUCGACUUGAUCAAGAUCGAAAGUUGAUGUUGUUUCAACAUCUUGGAUUCGUUCAUUGUCCCAUUCGAGAACAUUGCCCAGCAUUUCCCAAUUGCAUGGAUGCUUUAAUUGAACGUGUUGUGACAUCAAAUGAAAUUCUUCCAUCAACUCGUGCUCCACAUAAAGACGGUCAAUUACAACUCAAUCUCGUUGUCAUCGGUCUUGAUUAUGUUGCCAAUGAUCUGAUAAGCAAAAUUCACCUGAAUUGCAAUGACAAUGGCGAAUAUUUAUUCGAUGGUAACACUUAUGGCUUGUCAAUUGAAACAAUCAAUCGUGACAAUGAUUCAUUCGCUUACGAUCUUCAAGGAAAAGGACUCAUUUGUUGCUUUUACAAUAAAACAACAUUCCAAUAUGUUUACGAUAUUGUCGAGAAACUUUUAACUGAUAAUUCCGAUUUCAAAGAAAAUAUGAGUAACAUUCACAUGGUGCUGUUAAACGAUGUUGACAGCAGUGGCAAAAUUGAUUUAAGUGAAAUCAGUGAAACGAGGAAAGAAUCGCAACAACUUUGUGAGAAACUUCAUUGUAUUCUACUUGAUGCGAAUGAUUAUUAUACGGCGAUAUCGCCGCAACAUCAGCAUAAGUUUAUUGAUAACGUGCUGAAUAGUGUAAUUGAGAUAAUGCCAUUUGAAGAUCUCAAAUACAAAGAUGUUUAUCUUUCUGAAUCUCCUGACAUUCGCAUCAUAAUGUGCUUGUUUUGUGGUGAUCCAUAUUCGAUUGAGAAUGUUCUAUCGUCGAUGAUUAACGAAACUGCGUGUAUGGCGAAUGGUGACAGAAAUAUUUCUUUUGAAAUUUUUCUCGGUGAUCAAAAGCGUCGUGUUGAAGUAAUUCUUUCAUCAUAUCAUGGAGCGAAUGCUUUUCGCGAUGAACUUGUUCAUGGUUUUAUUUUAUUAUACUCCACAAAACGUAAAGCGUCAUUAGCAACACUCAAUGCUUUCUCAAUUAACAUUCCAAAUCUGCCAAUGCAAAUUGUUUCCAUCACAGAACCCGGUGGUGUGAGUGCUUUCUUCAACAACGAAUUAACACAAAUUCUGAUAACUGAAGGCAAUGCUAUCGCUGACAAAUUGAGAGCACACUUUGUGACAGCCGCUGAUGAAGACAAUGGAUUUAAGUUUGCGUCGUUUGCACCAUUUUUGAAGGAAGUUUGGGAUAAAAAGCCGGAAAUUGAACAUGCUUUCCAUAUGGAAGAACCAUUGACAAUUGAUUCUGGUGAAGGCACAAUGGAACAUUCAAUUCAUCAUCAUCAUGCACCACCGCAACCACCCCCACGAUUUGAAAGUUAUCUAAUUAAUGACACUUAUCGCCAUCACAACUUUGACAAGAUGAGUCACCGCUCAGUCAAUUCAUUGGAUGGAAUUGAUGAAAGUGUCAAGUAUGGAAAUGUUUCAGACGAUCGACAAGCUUACAGCAACAUGUACUUUUAUGAAGAGAACAACAGCGAUGCUGACAAAGAUGACAGAAAUCGCAUGUUAGGAAAAGGCUUUCAAAUGUACCCUGCACCAUCAACACCACCAGAACCAGCACCACCGGAUCACCAUCUUUUAACACCAUCGUCAAUUUUACGUCAGUUAAAGGAAAAUGCGGCAAUAUCACAUUCACAGUCUAGUCUAGAGGAAAUAAACUGUAAGAAUAAGAAAACUGCUGAUGCGAGUGGAUCAAAAGAGUCUUUGAACACUUAUGAUUCAGGCUGGAUUGAUGACCACAUGAAGGAUGAUGUCUGGAAGAAUAUGAAUGCACAGACGCAUGCCUUUACAACAGGACGACCACGUCCAAACGCCAACACAUCUUUUAGUUCUAAAAAAGUCCCACCAAGACCAAAAGGCUCGAGUCAAACGCUCAAACAGCCGGGAAAAUUGAACUUGAAAAGUUUUGCCAUCGUCAAUGAAGCGCUGGCAAGAAUGAAUUUAGGUGAUAAUAAUAAUCCAGUUAUAGAUAAAAGAUUUUUGUAUCAAUCCGGUAUUAAAUAUGAAAAAUCGAAAUCUCGCAAUGCUUCCCAUAUGAAAGUUGCACCAGACGAGGAGGAAGGAAAUGAAAACAACAGAGAUGAUCAAGAUUAUGAAGAAGCUGAAUACGAGCAGAUAAACGAUGGCUUUAGUGAGGCUGUAAACAACAUAGCUAGUCAAUUGUUUACGUAUUCCUCACAAGAUCAAUCGCGCAACAAGUUCAGACAUAGACGUGAGAAAGAGCAGCAACAAAAAGUUUCAGAUUCAGAAAGCGACUCUAGCUCCUUAGAGCAUAAAAGAAACUCUGUUGAAUCUUAUAACAAAAAUCGAAAACCACAAACGCACAAAAGACGCCAAAAGAAACGUGUAGCAAUUCCAGUAGCAACACCAAAGAUUCCUAUGGGAUUUGAAUCUAACAGUGGAAUGGGAGCUGCCGCUUUGAUGUAUCAAAAAUUGAAGAACGAGGCCAAUAGUAGUUUGGAGAAAGAACGAACUGUGGGCGAAGAUGAUGUAUCAAGUGUUGAUGUAUCAAUUUCAUCGCCUCGCGAAACGCAAUCACCAAUCGUAAGUCGAUCGAAUGGUGUUGCUAGUUUGCGAAAACGUUUCAACGGUUACAAUUUGCAGUUUGGUGUUGUGCCGAAAGUAUCGAAAGAUGAACGUGAUAAGAUGUUGAUGGGACAACAAGCUCAGCCUCAGACAAAAUCGAAAUGGUUUAGACAAGACACAGAAAAGAAGGCUGCUCAGGCUGCUGAAAAAGAGGAGAAGAAGAGGAUUAAAGCAGCUGCUAAAAGUGCUGGCAAAUCGGGAAAAACAUUAUCCAAUUUUAAGAUGUCUGAUAAAAAUCAACAUGUUCCGAUUUUCUUGGAGAAAUGUGUCAACUUUAUCGAACGAGAAGUGGAUUCGGAAGGAAUUUAUCGAGUGCCUGGUAAUCGAGCUCAUGUUGAGUUGUUGUAUCAAAAGUUUGAAGAAGAAGACAACGUCGAUAUUGAGAAACUUGAUGUUCCUGUUAAUGCUGUAGCUACGGCGCUGAAAGAUUUCUUCUCGAAACAUUUACCACCCUUGUUUGAACCUGAAUUGAUGAAUGAAUUGGAAGAAGUUGCAGGUUCUCGAGGUGGUCUAGCUUCAGCAAAUCCAAUGAACAUGGAAGUCAAAGCUGAUCGAAGUUGCAGAUUAUUGGCAUUACGAGGUCUACUCAAUAAACUUCCUCCUACAAACUUUGCUAUUUUAAAAUUCAUUUUCCAACAUUUUGUUAAAGUCUCUGAGAACUCCAAACUUAACAGUAUGGACAGUAAGAACUUGGCAAUCUGUUGGUGGCCAACACUUCUUCCCAUCGAAUUCACAGACAUGCUUCGUUUUGAAUCAAUGCGACCCUAUUUGGAAGAUAUUGUUCAAACAAUGAUCGAUCAAUAUCCAUUUUUGUUUUGUGGUCAAGAGGCUUUCGUUAUGGUCUGAAAAUAAUGGAAUGCAGUUGGAAGUUAUUCAUGAUCUGCUUUUCUAUUGUAUUUCAUUGAAUGUCAUAUUUGCUAUGUGUUGCUUCAGAAGACGUCCUUUUGUUCGGUUACAGUUGCUUGCCAUCAUCAUCGUCAUCAUCAAUUCGUGUAAGUAGAAGAUUAUGAGAUGUAACCAAGUUAGAGUUAAAAGAAACUUUUAAUCAUGCAAUGAAGUCAGCUUUUAAUAUUAUGAUUUGCAUGUUGCAAUUUUAAACUGUUUGUGCGUAAAUUGCGUCACAUUGAAACGAAAAUAAAAUAAAUAUUUAUGUAAUUUUCUUUCGCAAUGAUUAAGGAGUCAGAGCGUAUGAUUGAACAAUAAUUAGAAGUGAUGGCGUGAUUUAUGCACAAAUCCAUAUUGGCAUAACGAAAUUGAUUAGUUAGGAAAGCUUUUUUAUAUGAAUUGAAAAUAUUAAGAAAGAAAAUUUUAAACAAACAGUAUGUGAAUCUUUUUUUUUUGAAACAAAAUGUGUUAAGAUUAAAAACAAAAAGAAUAAGAAAUUGUAAUAAUUCAAUGAACAACAUAAAAUGAUAUCGAUGCACCACACAAUGAUAAUUAAAGGAUGACACAUUUUUAAACGUUUACUGCUUUAAUGAGGAUUUAGUCACAAUCAAUCACGUGUAGUAAUUAAAAUAAAUUGUCUGAGAAUCUCACGAACUUUCACAAGUCGCCAUUAAUGAAAAAUAUCAAAAUUAUUCAUAUUUCUGUCAGGGUAUCAUUUUUCCUUCCCCUCUAAAUAUUUUAUGGUAAUUUUUGAGUAAUUAAAGAAAGAAUUUACAGAGGAGGAAUGUUGAAUAAAUCUUUUUUAAAUUCCGAUAUUUAUUUAUGCCAUUUUAUCAUGGGCCAACAUGACAUUAAGUUCCAAAUUUCUCAUUUAUUGCUUUAAACCAACCUCCAACUAACUUAUUUUCGGCAUCAAAAUUGUGACAAAAAAAAAUUGUGUACUUAAUCAUUAUUUAAGAAUCUUUCAAUAAAAUUUCCCUUAGGUCUUACUUAAUUUGCUAACAUCAUUUCUCCAAAGACAAGCUCUCUUCAUCACUUGAAACAGAAAAUUAUUUCCACUCGAAUUGCCAGAAACUGAACUUUCUUUUAUAUUCCAGUCUAUUUUUACAAAUAAGAAAAAUGUUAUGAGUGCCAUCAAACAAAUAUUUCCGUGUUCGAUCAGGCAAAUCAUUGUCCUACAUCUUAAACCUCAUUCUUUCAGGUUUCGUUACUCAUGUAACUAUCAAUGACCUUUUAUAAUAAUCAAUUAAAACCAAAAUGCUUUUUAUAAUGUGCAAGAUAUUGUGAAAUCAUACAAAACAAAAACAUGAAAAGUUUUUUAUGAAAAAAUAAAAAGAAAAGAAAACAUUAUUAAAUAUCUUAAAUGGAAAACAAAAAGUGUUGGAAAAAUAAGUUAAAACUAUCUUAUAACUUAAGAUGAACAAUUGAGUUGAAUGAAAAACUUAUUGAAACUGAUUUUAAAUUGAAAACCUAAAACAUAUUUAUGAUCAGUGUAAAUAAUCAUGUUGAACGUUUAAAUUUUCGGUGUAGCAUAAGUUUUCUCAAUUAUCAUGGUUGAUAUUAGUUUACAAUGAACUUUUAAUCAGUAUUCCCUCGUCGGCAUUUAAUUACCACAUGAAUUAAAUAAAAAAAUAUAUUUUCAACCUAAAGAACUUUGUCGAGUUUUUCAAAACUCCAACUACGAAGAAAUAUUUGCAGAAAACUUUAAGACAUUUUUUAACGAAAGAAUAUAAAUUAGAUUUUUAAGUAAAGGCUCAUUAAGAGACUUUAUUGAUGCCAUUUUAUUAAUCUUAAAUGAAAAAGAUUGAUGUUGUUGUAUUUGUCAGCUAAAUGAAAAAGAUGAAAAACGCUUUAUUUGUGUAAAUUUAAGGAUUGUAAGGAAUCAGCAAAGUUGGCAGUCUUGCCAAAAAUUCAAAUGAAAGGAAAUUCUUAAAAUAUUUUGAUUUGUGAAACCUCAACUCAUUAGUUAACAUUAAUUACACCACUACGUGACAUUUCCGUGAUUGUUUUUCUCUGAAUCUCAAAUCAAUGACAAUUAAAGCAAAAAACGAGUGAACCAAUCUGUGAAAAAUUAAAUUUCAUUCCUUCCUUACUUUUAAAACUUAUCAAAAUUACUUUGGAAAACACAGAAGAAUUUUCUCAACCACCAUCAUCAACAAAAGUUUUAAGUUUUCAGUAUUUUCUUUCAUUGAGAAACAUUCCAUAAGAUCCUUUAAUAAAUUUUUUAUAGACUCUACGUGGAACUGAUGUAAACAAAUCUUGAAUUUGAAGAAUAAAAGUGGAAAUUAAUUGUAUCAC